Molecule: messenger RNA, 2862 nt
Organism: Galleria mellonella (greater wax moth)
Lineage: Eukaryota; Metazoa; Arthropoda; Insecta; Lepidoptera; Pyralidae
Product: glucose-1-phosphatase-like
Exons: 1
Coding region: 456-1655 (399 amino acids)
Source: RefSeq, a predicted model, not a curated record
ACUUUUGACUUUGACGUUUAACUGACAAUGCGCCAUUGACUUACUUUUGGCAAAGAAUAUCUCAGUUAGCAUUACUAUGUUUUGUUUUAGUAUAAAAGUGUGAAAUAUAACCUAUGGAAACCUAUGGAAGAUAAUGUUCAUAAUGCCAAAUUAUUAUAAUUAUUAAUCAAUUAAUAAGAUUUUUUUGUGUUUCGUUGUAUUAUAAAAAACAUACUGCGAAAUGUCAAUGGGUAGCUUUAGAAUAAGUAUCUAAUUAUAAUGAUUGGUUAUUAAUUGUCUCUCAAUGUAGGCACAAGGUUAUUUUUAACAUCAGCUUAUUAUUAAUUUGUAUUACUUAUCAUAAUAAUUAUCAUACAUACAUUAUUAGGUUACUGCUUUCGCAAUUAACAAAUUAAGAUGACAGUUUUUCUGUUGGCGUGGGCCCAAAGCGAAGUGUUUUCUUUGUGUCGUAGAAAAUGUAUAUUAUAAAAUAUUUUUUAUUCUUUUGUGCCAGUAUUACGAUUGUAAAUACAGAAAAGAGAUUUUAUAUGAAACAAGUGAUAAUUUUAAGUAGACAUAAUUUGAGAACGCCAUUGUCUAAAUACUUGGAAAUUAUGACACCGAAGACUUGGCCAGCGUGGAAGGAAAAGAGUGGAUACUUGACUGCUAAAGGUGCUUUACUUGAAGGAUACAUGGGUGGAUUUUUCUCUGACUGGCUGAAAGAAGAAAGUGUAUUAUCGAGUGGUUGUCCUGCUGAGGAUGUUUUUUACGCCUAUGCCAACAUAAAACAAAGGACAAUAGCUUCCGCAGAGGCCUUUGUAAACCGGGCAUUCCCCAACUGUAAUAUUACUAUCCAUUAUAGCAGCACUGUAGAUCCUAUAUUUAAUCCAGUUAUUCAUAAUAAAACUGCAGCUUUCAAAGAUUAUGUUAUUAAAGAAAUGAAGGCACAUUUAAAAUCGUUAAAACUGAACGAUUCGUAUGAUCUUUUAGGAAAUAUUUUAGAUUAUAAUCAUUCAAAACUUUGUGAAACGAAUCACCAGUGUAAUUUAAAAACUGAUAAAAAUAAUAUUAUUGUUGUACCUGAUGAGAAACCAAAUUUGUGGGGACCAAUCAAAAUUGGUAACUCUGUAGUUGAUGCUUUUGUCAUGCAAUACUAUGAAGGAUUUCCUAUUAAUAUUGUUGCCUGGGGAUAUUUGUAUGAUCAGGAACAGUGGGGGAAAAUUAUGCCACUGAGUAGAGGCUUCCAUAAUGUAAUAUUUAAUACUUCUCUAGUUGCUAAAGAUAUAGCAAAACCACUAAUUAAAUAUAUAGCAGAUUUAUGUCUAGGACAUAAUGUGGCGCCAAAAGUGACUUUACUUAUGGGUCACGAUGCGAAUAUGUAUACAUUACUUGAAGGGAUGGGUUUUAAACCGUAUUCAUUAAUAAAUCAACACGAACUAGUCCCCGUUGGCGGUAAAAUAGUUUUCCAAAAAUGGUACGAUGCUGUGUCCAGACAGAAUUUUUUGAAAAUUAAUUUUAUCUAUCAGUCAAUGAAACAGUUAAGGGACAGUGUACCGUUAUCUUUGAGUAAUCCACCACAGUUCGAAUUGCUCGAAUUGGAAAAUUGUAAAGUUGACAGUAACGGUUUUUGUCUAUGGAAUGUAUUUGAAGAUUUUCUAAAAACUUUGAUCCAGUGACACGCAAGUGACAUGACAUGAUUUUAAUUAGAUAAAUACAAUUUUAUUGUGCUUGUUUUUUAUUCUGCAUAAUAAACUUGUUAGGUUGUUUUAAUAUUCCGAUAGCAAUGUAGAUUAAGUAUUUUUUUUUAAUGGAUGACAAUGGAAUGGUAACCCCACCCGCGCUAUCGGUAUACACCGGCGGGGCACCAGUGUAGGAUGAUAGGUGAGUAGAUGAAGUAGGUCAGUAAGCCCAUCGUGACGAAUUCAACAAGAAUUGUUCACGAUGGUUUCCAGGGGGAACCACGUGGAGGUCGACCUAAUAAGGCAAAUUGCUAACAAUGGGGCUGUCAAACUCCAUUACUAACAAUCCCUUUCCCCCCUGUAGAUUAAGUAUUAAUAUUUUUGUUCAAAAAUUAACUUACAUGGAAAUUGAAAAUUAAGUGAAUAAUAACAAAAUAUUAUACGAGUAUAUUGAGUCAACAGGUGGUAUUUUUUCAUUUAAAAUUAAUACAAGCAAUAAUAAAGAAAUAUUCAGUGUAUUUAUAAAUAACUGUAUGUAUUUAAUUUUGAAAUUACGUACCAUGAAUUCACAUAAUUAAUCGAUUUUGUAUGAAUGAGAAAAUACUUAUUUAUUUAUAUUUCUCUAUUAACUAAUGUAACAGUUUUCGUUACACAAUGGCAAGACUAUACAUUUCAUUUUAAUUUUUAUAAUAAGAAAAUAAAUGAUAACAAUAUUUGAAAUAUAAAAUAAAUAAAUAUGUUUUAUUUUUAAUAUGAAAUUACAUUAUAGUAAUUACAUUAAGUAAACAUAAUUACUGUGGUGAAUUAUUAUUUAUAUAUGUUAAAAUAUUAUGUUUAAUUAAUUAAUGAAAUAUAUUAUUUUUGUAUCAUCUAUAUAAGUAUGUAUCUAUAUAAUAUAAUUUUACCUUUUGCUGUUAAAUUGGUUACACAGGUUACACUCUGGGUUUGUUGCACGCGUCCGUGUAGCCAUACUUCAGGUUGCAGCUGAAAAUCAGUGCUUUGUUUUUAAGCAAAACUAUCACUGAGCUGUGUAGCCUAUUUGGGUCACUGCGACACACUUGGUGAAAACAUAUCUCCAAUAUUCAUCUUUUGUUUUAUAUUUGAAAAAAUGUAAAUAAUGAGAUUGUAUAAAUUUAUUUAUUAAUUUACGUGUGUCAUAAAUGGCUCAAAUAAAGUGUUUAUCUAUCUAUCUAUCUAUAGUUGU